This is a messenger RNA of Boleophthalmus pectinirostris (great blue-spotted mudskipper), 1785 nucleotides long. RefSeq lists its product as uncharacterized. Bases 133 to 1785 code for a protein of 550 amino acids. Lineage: Eukaryota; Metazoa; Chordata; Actinopteri; Gobiiformes; Gobiidae. The record is from RefSeq and is a predicted model, not a curated record. The transcript is spliced from 11 exons.
UGAGUCUAUUUUCCUUGAGGGACAAAGGCACCCUUUUGGCAUUUCAUCUGUUAUCAGUUAAACAAAGUGUUUUUUACUGUUAGUGAACAAUCUGUAACACCAGCCAUGCUCUAUUUUCAUAUGUAGACUAACAUGUGCUGUCCCCCUCCCUCAGAGCCAGUGUCUAAUGUGAGCAUCACAGUGAGCAGCUCAGACUUAGUGGAGUUCAACAGUUCUGUGACUCUCUCCUGUUCUGCUGAUGGGAUCAACCUGACAACUUUCCUCUGGUUCAAUGGCACUUCUGAAGUUACACUCAGUGACAGAGUGCACCUCACUGAUGGAGGAGCAACUCUCACUAUAGCCACUGUGUGGCGCUAUGACCACGGACCAUUCACAUGUAAAGUGUCUGAUCCUUUCAGUAGCAGCACCAGUGCCCCAGCAGAAGUCUCCAUCAGCUAUGGACCUGAUGAUGUCAUUUUGAGGAGCUCUCCUUUACUUGAUUAUUAUGAGGAAGGUUCAGACGUGUCUCUGUCCUGCUCAGCUGACUCCAGACCUGCAGCUCACUUUAAAUGGCUUUUCAAUGGAGAGUUGUUGUCUUUUACUGGAGCACAGAUACAAGUGAAGAACAUGCAGACGAUUCAUAGUGGAGACUACAGCUGUCAGGCUUUCAACAGCAAAACUCUCAAAUAUACAACGUCUCAGCCUGUGAGGAUCUCUGUGCUGAAUUCAGCAGUUCCUCCAGAGGGCCUCUCAGCUGGAGCCAUCGCUGGGAUAACUGUUGCUUUAUUAGUGGUCGUUGUUGGAGCUGCAGUCGGAGGGUUUCAGAUGUAUAAACACCAAAACAGCAGAAAGUUCAGGAAUAACAGUCAGAAUGAACAUCAUGUCUACGAGAAUACUUCAAAUACACACAACUCUAACAAUGAUGAAGAAACUGUGUAUGAGAAUGAUUUCAAUCCAUACAAUCGAAACUUAUUAACCAGAAAAUCUUCAAAUCUCAAGUCCAAAAGAGGUGAAGUGUUGCUCUGCUCCACAGAGUUAUCUUACGUCAAUAAGAGCACUUCAUCAAUGCUGAGGCAUUAUGGAGCUCAUGGCAAUGAAGAAUUGGCAGAUCCUCCCGUGAGUGCCUCAGUGGAUGAGGGUGUGGUCAACAUGAUCAUCAAAGACUGUCAGCCACUCACCAUGGCUGAAAAUGAGGGAUUCAGAGAGCUUAUGAAGCUUAUUGCAACCCUCAUAUGUUGUACCAAGCAGGAAGAGCCAGUGUCUAAUGUGAGCAUCACAGUGAGCAGCUCAGACUUAGUGGAGUUCAACAGUUCUGUGACUCUCUCCUGUUCUGCUGAUGGGAUCAACCUGACAACUUUCCUCUGGUUCAAUGGCACUUCUGAAGUUACACUCAGUGACAGAGUGCACCUCACUGAUGGAGGAGCAACUCUCACUAUAGCCACUGUGUGGCGCUAUGACCACGGACCAUUCACAUGUAAAGUGUCUGAUCCUUUCAGUAGCAGCACCAGUGCCCCAGCAGAAGUCUCCAUCAGCUAUGGACCUGAUGAUGUCAUUUUGAGGAGCUCUCCUUUACUUGAUUAUUAUGAGGAAGGUUCAGACGUGUCUCUGUCCUGCUCAGCUGACUCCAGACCUGCAGCUCACUUUAAAUGGCUUUUCAAUGGAGAGUUGUUGUCUUUUACUGGAGCACAGAUACAAGUGAAGAACAUGCAGACGAUUCAUAGUGGAGACUACAGCUGUCAGGCUUUCAACAGCAAAACUCUCAAAUAUACAACGUCUCAGCCUGAGGAUGUCAACAAUAACCCCUAA